AUGUUUUUUCCUGGAUUCUUCGCCGUUUUGGUGACUCUUUUCGCCUCCACAUCGAUAAACAUCGGCAAAGCGUUGCAGAAAAAAGGCACGAAAUCUUUACCGAAGUUGACGUUUAAAAAAGACGUCUUGAAAACGUAUUUCUCAAACGAAACGUGGAAGCUCGGGUUAGGAUUAGACGUAAUUGGCGGUUUGAUGAUGAUUGUCGCGUUAGCGAUUGCACCGGUAUCGGUGGUACAACCCGUUUCGGCCGGUGGAGUCGCCAUUCUCGCCGGGUUUAGUCACGUGUUUUUAGACGAGAAGUUGCGAGAAAAAGAAUGGAUUGGAGUGUGGUGCGCGGUGUUAGGGACGAUUGGGAUCGGGUGGACGACGGGUGGAAACGUCGCGAUAAAAAAAGAUGGGAAAGGAGAAGAAAGUAUAGUGAGCACGUGGAGGUACGUGUUGGGUGUUUUUGUGGUUUUAGGGAGCACGUAUUUGUGCGCGCCUUCGUCCGCCGCGGGAAGUAAUGUAGGAAGCGGGGGGGUGUUGGCCCCGGCUGGGUCCGGGAAGGCGGGUGGUUCCAACGCCGCGUCGAAUGCCACGCCGUCGACGACGACAGCGAUGACGACGACGAAGUCCGACGUAACGCCCGGAACCACGCCGCAGAAAGGAUCCGGACAUGGGAACAAGAACGACCACUUUUUGAAAUCGCCGCCGACGAAAGAGAGCAUGAACGCGUCGAUGAUGAUGACUACGCCACCGAAAAAAGAUAAAAGCGACAAGAAAGAUAAGAGCGAGAACGCGAACAGCGUUGAGUUCAAACAACAACGUAUCAGAGAUAUCCUCGCCGGUGCGCGCGCGGGUGCGUUAUUUUCGCUAUCCGCGUCCUCGGUGAAAUUAGGUUUCCAACUCUCUCGACGAUUGGCGUUUAUAUGGGCCUUAAUAGGCCUCGCUGCCUCGGUUUCGUUGACCGCUUUAGGACUCUUCUCGCAAACCAAAGGUUUAAAAGAAGGUAACGCGGUCGUCGUCGUCUGUUCUGGUAACGUCGCCCAAAUGGUCACCGCCAUCCCGUUCGGCGUCUUGUGCCUCGGCGAAAGCCUCCCCGGUAUCGGCUUCCUCUUCGGUUCAAACGGUGGUUCGGAGUUUGGUUUCUUCCACAACGCGUUCAAAUUCCUCGUGUGGGCCUUCAGUUGGUGGCUCAUCCUUUUCGGUGUCGUCAUCGUCUCUGGUUUGAGCACGCACGACGUCGUCGCGACCAUAGCGGCGACCGGAGACGUUCGGAAAUCCGUCGUGUUACCCACGACGAUGGGCGAAGCCAAACUCAUGUUGUUGAGCAAGAAAGAGAAGAACAAAGAGGCGAGUCGAAAAGAAUAA
Bathycoccus prasinos is the source of this 1350-nucleotide messenger RNA. RefSeq lists its product with no specific name. The coding region runs from base 1 to 1350 and encodes 449 amino acids. Lineage: Eukaryota; Viridiplantae; Chlorophyta; Mamiellophyceae; Mamiellales; Bathycoccaceae. Gene Ontology annotation, molecular function: magnesium ion transmembrane transporter activity. Gene Ontology annotation, biological process: magnesium ion transport. Gene Ontology annotation, cellular component: membrane. The record is from RefSeq and is a predicted model, not a curated record. The transcript has a single exon.